AUGGGGACGGUCUUGAGCCAAACAGGCGUCUGCUGUGUACAGGAACGGAGUCUCUUCUGCAGCAGCUUCGAAUUCCUCUGGGCGUUUGUUGGUCGCGACAGGACAAGCUACCAGUCCCUAGCGGUCAGCAGCUCCUCUGGGAGCCCUUGCUAUCAGUCGAUUGGACCACCGCCUGCGCCGCAGUUCGUGGAGCAGGAGGAGCUCUUCGGAGAGCACCGCGUGUCGCGGCCCAGCUGCUUGACGGCGGCAGGGCUUCUCGGGGCCGGCUUGGGUGCCUCAGCUCAGGGCCAGCUCGUCUUCCGAGGCUGUGCCUUUGGCAACAGCUGCCGCCGCAGCAACCCUCAGCACUUCCUGGACGAGAGCCACCCCACGGACCCCGACCAUCACCUCCGGACUCGAACGCUCUCAAAGAAAGCUGCAGCAUGGAAACCUGCGGACUUACCUGAUGCACUGCGACGUCCAUCGUUCUGGCACCUUCCAAAAGGCCGGCCAAGUGCGACUCCCUGCCGUCCGACCUGGGCUGCACUUGGCACAGAGGAACGGCAGCUUUGA
This is a messenger RNA of Symbiodinium sp. CCMP2592, 552 nucleotides long. NCBI's taxonomy places the organism in Eukaryota, Dinophyceae, Suessiales, Symbiodiniaceae. The record is from the annotation of a GenBank genome assembly.